This is a messenger RNA of Mesorhabditis spiculigera, 816 nucleotides long. The record is from the annotation of a GenBank genome assembly. NCBI's taxonomy places the organism in Eukaryota, Metazoa, Nematoda, Chromadorea, Rhabditida, Rhabditidae.
AUGGCAUGUGCUGACUCGCCAGAGCGAGUGAAGGAAUGCACAAUCGCCAGCAAUGGCCAUCAGAAGCCGUUGGCUCCGCUCAAAAGUGAGAUCCGACGAACAGCUGUGGAAUUGAGCAUUGAUCGACGUAAAGGCGUUGACAGCGUGCAACUGAUCAAGGCGAAGGACGAAGCGCUCAGAGAAGAGGUCGGCGAGCUCCGAAAAGUGUGGCCAAGCAGUGAGAUGGCCGUGAUAGAAAGCAUACUCUUCCACCGAUAUUUUUUUACCGCCUGCAAGCGGGAUCAUGUUGAAAAUCAAUCGAUCAGUACCUACCUUGGGCUUGAAAAACGCCUUGCUACCCCACUGCUCAGAAAGCGCCUGGCGGUCAACCUGACCAUCCCGGCCGCCGUUGAUGCGCCGGAUGAUCUUCGCGAACUCUCCCUUGUCUGCCUGAGUGUUCAGCCCGCGCGUCGACCAGAAACACGCCGCCGACAUCGCUGCAUGCUGCGGCUGCUCGAGCAGCUCCGGCUGAUUAACCAGCCUCGUCGCACGCUCCAUAAGGCUGUCAUCUUUUGCCACUCGAAAAUCUGCCGGGAGCUGACGAACGAGUUCUUCAAGGUGGUGCUGGACUACGCGGUACAGGUUCACCAGGUCGCCGUUGAGAUCAUUCAAAACCUCGACUUUGGCGGGCUGCUCGCGCUUGAAAGCUGCCUACGCUCUGCGCUGAACGAUGCGACGGAGGAAGAGCUGAUAGAGCUGAACCCGCUCGGCGGUUGGACCUACUCACGCAAAGCUGCGCCGCCGAAAGAGGAUGACAUAGAUCCAUUUAGCCCCGAA